Branchiostoma floridae (Florida lancelet) is the source of this 2344-nucleotide messenger RNA. RefSeq lists its product as uncharacterized. Lineage: Eukaryota; Metazoa; Chordata; Leptocardii; Amphioxiformes; Branchiostomatidae. The record is from RefSeq and is a predicted model, not a curated record. The transcript is spliced from 2 exons. The coding region runs from base 663 to 2072 and encodes 469 amino acids.
UGUGUUGGACCAGAAUCAAGUGACCUUGUACACCUAACGGUGCUUUGGUCCAUAGCAAAGGACUUCAAAAUGAUGUCCUUAGUCCGUGGAACGCUUGAAUUAGCGGAUAGCGCGAGUGGCGUUCCAGAAUACCGUACAAUAGUUUAAUCGAACAACCGUCUCCAUGGUGACAGUUCCAUUGUUUACCCGCAGUGUGUUCCACUCACACUCAUCUGCUCCGUCAGUUCUACAAGAAGAUAAGAGGCGUGAUCUUGUAGUGGGAGAUCUUGACUUUGAGCCAUACACUGGACUUCAAUUGUACAAGAUUAAUUACCCCCUUCUUGGACGGACGUCAAGAGUUGAGGAAAACAUAGGCACCUCGGAGGACUAGGCUGAAAACAAAUCAAACCAUCUGCCUGUCAGUCUUUCGGCGGUUAUCAGAACGUGUUAGUUAACCCCUCGGGCGAGGAAAGCAGGGACACCGCCGAUCUCAACCAGCGCGGCCGUAAAUAUCUCAAGACAGGGGAUUACUCGGCUGAUGACAGGAGGGCUUUACGCUGUGUAACAGAUCCUGAGAGGUGUGAACUUAGGACACAAAAUAGAGAAAGUUAGCGGAUCGCUACAAACGUGUGGAAUUACUCAAACUGCUCGUGAGCACGUAGCUACUAGAAGUUGGCAUCAUCAUGACGGACGUCAGAGAUGCGGUUCUGUUCAUAAGUGAAGAGGACGACAACAGUCCAGUGACAGGAGUAGAAGAUUCGGAUGAUGAAGACAGCGAGUCCCAGACAUUGUAUACGGUGGACGACAUAGAAGAAGGGUUGCGACAGUUUGAAAGACAACGCCACGCUGAGGUCACAGAUCAAGCGAAGGCACCCGACAGCGAAGUUGCGGAACCGAUCUCCAUCCUAGAGAUGGUGUCCAAGAACGCACCUGUCGAAGAGAAGUCAGGAGCGCUCCCUAACGGAUCAGAUCGCUUGUACACCAUCGAAGAUAUCCUGGAGGCUCUGGAGGUGGAAGACAGACAGCUGUCGUUGAAGGAUGAACAGGAGAAAAACAUCAGUAUUAGAACGGAGGAGUCUAAGACAACCGCCAAGGCGAUGAGAGAGGGAUGCAGGAAGCGCAUGAAGGAAGAGGAGCGUCGCAUUCGGAAGCGAACCUGGAGAAAAUAUAGUCUGGAUGACUUGAAGAGCGAGAAGAUGAUCGCUGGGCUUUCAGAAGAGAAACGAGCACCUGUGGAGAAAUAUGACGCCAAGGAGAAGUUAUCUGUUAGGCUUUCACAACUCGGCGGAGAUGAGCAAGAACAGAUGACUGAAUCUGAAGACAAAACGGCUAAGCUUGUGUCGAGCGCUGAGAAGAACCGUGAGAGAAGAAACGCUUUCUUCUCAAGCGGGAUUGUGAAGACAUCCGCGGCAUCAUCUACUCAUGAGAGUAUGGGUGACGUGUCCAAGUCCCUUGUCAGUGAAGCGCAACUCGCGUUGGACGAGAAAGUGUCUGUGGUGCUAUCAAGUCAAGAUGUUGCAGUAGGGGACGGCUGUGAUAGAAAAUGCACGGCGUUUCUCCCAGAAAGGAAAGAUGUGAUCCCAGUUGCAGGAGAGAUCGAGGUCAGCACUUGCAACGUCACUACCAACAGUUUCAACUGCCCCCUCACGGAGAAAACGCGACGUAUGGUCGUGCAUCAGCGCCCUCACCCGACUAGGUGUGACAUUGCAGACGUCACAAGGUAUGAAGACGGGCACAAAUGGGUAUCCCACGUAUCUCACAGCAAGUACGCGAAAUGUCAAGCCAAGAGUGCACAUGGCAAUGGCAUCAGGGAGUCGUCGACGUCAGCUUGCAAUCUACUGGGUACAUCACCGGAAAAUGCAGAUGUAAGACCGUCCAAGAAUGGUCGGGUUCCCUGCCAAGAGGAAACUCGGACGGAAUCAGACUCACACAGCCGUUUGGGUUCAGAAGAGAUUGACGGAUCCGCACAUGAGCAAGACAUGGACAAAGCGGACUUGAAUGCUAAGGGCAAGUUUCGGCGAUUUUUGUCCGGUUUCAUGAGGGCUUGCAGACAGCUAUGCUGUGUCGCUAGCACUGACAGUUCAGAGGAAUGAUAUUUCCCGUUGAAAGUUGCUGAUGACUUAAAGUUUAACCUGUACAUGUUUGAAGUUGAAGUCCAUGGCAAUCGUUUAAAGCUAGCCUUACAACAUUGUCUUUUGAUUACUCACAACGUCAUGAUGAAUUGAUGUCAGCAUGGUCUUUUCUACAAAGAGGAUAUUUUCCCCGACAAAUACUGUCUAUAUAUAAUCCAGGAUCAUACUGUUACAAUCUAACUCAAGUCAAAUCCAGACUUUGAGAUGCUUUGUUUAUGAAUAAAUGGUUCUUU